UUCUCUUCGUAUUCUUUACCCAUUAUCGUUAUAUUCCCAGUCCUUAUCCUGAACGUCAAGUCGAACCAUAUCAUAGAUCAGAGUCAUUGGCUAUCCUUACCCUGCAUCGGCACCUUCUCCGGUAGGGUCUCUGUCAGCACAAGCCGCAUCAUAACAACCUGUCAGAUCUCCACCUUUAUUGCUACGAUCCAACCCAUAAGCACCAAACCUCAGCUCCCUCUCGCCCCCGCAGCUCUACCUUGGCCUCAUGCGUACCAGAUUCGGCUGUUUUCCCGUUUCUGAAUCAGGUCGUAUUCUCCUUCGCCCGUUCUUACAUGAAUUCGCCGAUUCACAAUGGAGUCAGCCAGUGCUCCCGGGACGAUCGACCAGACUUUCGAUCAAGACCACGACGUAGGGUGGUGGUCGGAACUGGACAACAACGAAAGCUCUCUCAAUAAAGGCUCGCCGUCAGGCAAGCAGUCAGACCUGCCAAAACUGGACACCGACGGGCUGUACGACGAUGGUAUGAUUGGAGUCAGUAUAAGCCGAGUCCAGACUCACUUGAGAUCCCCUGGUACCCCAGCCGCUGAAAAGGCCCAAGCUAUGGAUUUGUCACUGGACGAUUCUCAGAAUGUUAUGAUCCUGGAGGAAGAACCCUACGAGAGCGACGAUCAGCAAGCCUCACGAUCACAGACACCCACUGCGGGCUUGACGCCAUCGCGACUGAACGAGAAGGGGAAGAGACUUCCGGCGGUGGACGAGUCGCCAGCUGUUGUACCACCUGUACAUGAUGCAGUAACCUCAGAGGAUCGCACACCUUCUGGCAUUGGAGAUGAGAAGCCUCAAGAUUCACUUGAAAGCAUACAAACAGUAAAAGUCGCGAGCCAGGUAAAUGCAAAUCAAAUCCCGAGGUCUAGCGAGAAUCAACGAUCGCCGCCCAUCAAUGAGCAUUCUUAUCACGCAACGCAACCACGAGCUGCUGAAAAACACAACGUCGGCAUACCACAAUCGAACAGACUCUCAGUUACGAAGAACUUGUUACAAGCGGUUGGGCAAGAAGGAAGACGCAGAGCUUCGAGCGGUCCGACAGCUCUCAUCUCCAGUUUGAAGAAGUUCAUGCCGGAUCUUCCGUCACCCCCUUUCAACUUCAGCUCCAUGUCACUCAUAUCUUCCAGUAUCAGAAGUGCAGGCCAUUCAGGCUCUUCAACCCCAAUCCGACCACAAAUCACUCCUCCAAACAUCUCUACAUCAUCUAAGUUCUCCUUUCAGAAUUAUCCGAGAUUGCGCAAGAUGUCCAACCCCGACACCCAAUCAACACAGUCUCAAACUCAUGCAACUAUGGUCAGGCCUUACUAUGGCCUCGAUGGGAACGUCGAGUCACUCUUAUCGCCAGUCAGCCCAGCAUCAACCAAAAGUCGACCUCGUUCAAACUCCGAAAGCUCCUUGUACAUAGGAAGAAGGGUGUCUGGAGUUUCUGCCUUCGACGAUACAAGUGCCUUUGCUGAAGUCACGGACAUGGCCAAUUCCCGAUUUAAAGCGAUCACAGACAGUUUCCAGAAUUCGACACUGCGGUUUCCCAAACUCCCGAUGAUUAGGCCAUCACCGAAGCGCCGGGUAUCGCCAGAAAACAGUUCUGCAAAUCCGCAAAUUACCGAGACUCUUGCUCCUGCCACCGAUAAAACAGGAAACCAGGACUACCACUAUACGUCGAUCAAGAAGAUGCGAAAUUCUAGGAAAGGGAUUGAAAUAGAAACCCCACAGCAACGAGCUCAUCCACGCUUGUCGCACGCAUUGUCAAAAUUGACGGAUGAUGUCGUUGUGCUAGGCGGCUACCGUGGCUCAAUCCUCAGGUCAGCUCAACCACCUCAUCGUCAGCUUUGGGUACCCGUGAAGGUUGGGCUAAAUCUUCGUCGGGUCGACCUCGAGGUCGGUCUGACGAGAGAAGAUGAAGAACGGAUGGAAGAAACCAUCAUCCCUUCCGGCAUUUUGUCACACAUUGGUCCAAUCGAUAUUUGCCGGAGAUUACUCAAGCACAUGAGAAAGUGUCCGAAUGCGCGUGAAAGCAAGCUGAGGGUUCAUGAAUGGGGAUAUGAUUGGAGACUGAGCCCGCGUCUCCUAAGCGAGAAGCUCAUUAGGUUUCUGGAAUCACUGGAAUGCAACCACCCGGAGACUCCUCCAGAGAAGCGAGGAGCAACGGUGCUUGCGCACAGUUUGGGAGGUCUGAUUACUCGAUAUGCAGUUAAUCAACGACCAGAGCUGUUCGCUGGAGUCAUCUAUGCUGGGGUUCCACAACACUGCGUCAACAUCCUUGGGCCUCUGCGCAAUGGUGAUGACGUGCUACUCAGUUCGAGAGUACUCACUGCUCAAGUCAACUUUACACUCCGAACGAGCUUUGCUCUCUUGCCCGAAAGCGGCCGGUGUUUCAUUCAAAAGCACACCAACAAGAGAUAUGACUUGGAUUUUUUUGACGCUCAGGUGUGGGAUGAAUACCACCUGUCUCCGUGCAUUAAUCCACCUUUGCAUCCAAGUCUGAGGAAUCAAAACAGUUCAGAGCGGCGAAAGAGCAUUAUGGAUGUCAUCUCAGAUAAUAUCUCGUCUAACAAACGCAGUUCUUGGUUUGGAGGGCAGAAUCCGCGGCCUCCAGAACCUUCACAAAGGGCGGAAGCGGCUACUCAGCAGGUCGCUGACAAAGCCGCAGAGGCCAGUCGGAUUGUAGAAGGUGAAGGUACGGACGAGGUGGUAGGGCCUACCAUGAAGCAGUCUCAGCAUCGCCCUACUGUUGCAACAACGAGCACGAUACCUAAACCCCUGGCAGCAGAAUAUCUUCGCCGCACUCUUGCCGAGACUUUGGAGUUCAAAAAGCAGCUGGUGUUUAAACCAAGCCAUCAAGAGCAGAAUCUGUACCCACCUCAUGCAUACAUGUUCGGAAAGACAGUGCCGACUGUCUAUGGAGCCAGAGUUGCAGAUGAGGAAGCGAUCAAAUAUGCCGACGUAUUCGAUGAUCUGGCAUUUGCCGCAGGAGAUGGUGUGGUGCUUGCCAGUGCUGCCCAGCUACCUGAAGGCUACCGAUGCGUCAAGGGAGGUCGAGUUGAAAGUGAUCGAGGACACGUUGGGCUCAUGGGUGACCUCGAGGGUGUUGGACAAUGCAUUGAGGCUGUUAUUGACGCACGAGCGAAGGGUGUUGGAUUGGGCAAAAGCUAUAGGCGCAAAAACAAGACAUCGAGCGAGUCCUAAGGCAUCUGCAUCAGGCUGUGGAUCGAUACCCAAGUUAACAUUAGUCUCUCAGCAAUAUUAUUAGUCUCUCAGCAAUAUUAUUUCUUGCUCACGAACA
Molecule: messenger RNA, 3310 nt
Organism: Exophiala xenobiotica
Lineage: Eukaryota; Fungi; Ascomycota; Eurotiomycetes; Chaetothyriales; Herpotrichiellaceae
Exons: 1
Coding region: 334-3213 (959 amino acids)
Molecular function (GO): triacylglycerol lipase activity
Source: RefSeq, a predicted model, not a curated record